This is a messenger RNA of Musa acuminata subsp. malaccensis (wild Malaysian banana), 952 nucleotides long. RefSeq lists its product as uncharacterized. NCBI's taxonomy places the organism in Eukaryota, Viridiplantae, Streptophyta, Magnoliopsida, Zingiberales, Musaceae. Gene Ontology annotation, cellular component: nucleus. The record is from RefSeq and is a predicted model, not a curated record.
UCGAUCAGCAGCAGCAGAAGAAGGAACGAGAGGCGGCGCGGACGAUGGAGGAUGAACCGCCGGCACCGCCCCUUCGCCUGGUCAAUUUCGUCUCCGAGGAGCAGUUGGUUCAUGCUAAAAGGACGCGGGGGGAGAGGGUCGAAGAUGGCACGGCUCAGCGAGACAGGCCUUUGUACGAGAUCUUGAAAGAAAAUAAAGACAAAAAAGAUGCAGAGUUCAAUGAGAGAUUUAAGCACAGACCACCCAAAGCACUGGAUGAGGAUGAGACAGAAUUUCUAGACAAAUUGGAGACUUCUAGGAGGGAGUACGAACAACAAGUGGCAUUUGAAGACGCCCAACAACUUCGCAGUUUCCAUGAAGCAGUGGCAGCUCAGUCCUCUAUUGUUCAUGAGCUCAAGGAAACAACACCUGUGACUAGGACUGAGGUACCUAAGCCUCUUCCUAGGAGGAAUCAACAAGCACGCUCGGGAAACAUAAUUAUAGCAGUGAAACCACAAGCAAAGAAAGCCAGGACUGAGGUGACUGUCCCUGAUGGCUUCUCGGAGAGUAGCAAACCUCCAGAUGGGCGACAUGAUGCAAAGCCACCACCUGAUGUUGCUCCGAGUGCACUUGGGGGUUUGGUCUCCUACAGUGAUGAAAGUGAAGAAGACGAUUGAUUGUUUCUAUCUGUAACUCAGCGCAGCCUGAAUUGUUUAUUGAUCGUAGCAAUUCUUGUUGCCGUCAACAUGCAGUCACUGGAAACCAAUCCAAAGCAUGUGGAAAACUUUGUAGGACAUAGGAUCUAGGAUCAGUAUUCCUGUAGCGAAGUAUAUAUAUGUGUGAAAUGGUAAAAAAAUUAGUAAAAAAAUUGUAGGAAAAAAAGUUAUGUUUUCAAGGCAGAAUGUUGAUAAUUUUAAUUUGGGAUCAAUUGGAAGAUUUGCCAUAUACAAUCAGAGUAGAGCUUUUAAAUUGA